Bursaphelenchus okinawaensis is the source of this 2005-nucleotide messenger RNA. Lineage: Eukaryota; Metazoa; Nematoda; Chromadorea; Rhabditida; Aphelenchoididae. The record is from the annotation of a GenBank genome assembly.
AUGACGAUUUCCUACGAAGAAGAGUUUUCGGCGCUGAUGCUGAGAUGGCGUGGGUCGUUGUGGAAGGCCGUACUCAAAGAUCUCAUCGCUUUUUACAUUGCUUACUACAUUAUUUUGUUUGCUCAGGUAAGUAAGUUCACAAGAUUUUGUAAAAUACGUUUUUUUUGUUUGAAAUAAUAUUUUCUACUCUUUAUUACUACUAAUACUUCUAAAACUUUAUGAAUGAUUUUUAAAUAAAAUUACUCAACGUCUUUUCUUUAGUGGUACCUCCUAGACGAAAAGCAAAAAGAAUACUUUACCGGUUGGAUACAUUGGUGUGAGAUUGGGUCACAAUAUAUUCCCUUGUCAUUCUUGCUCGGUUUCUUCGUCGCUGUGAUUGUGGGACGUUGGUGGGAGCAAUUUAACUAUAUCAGUUGGCCAGACAAGUUCAUAAUGACUGCUGCUGCUUGUUUGCCAGGAAAGGAAAACAUUGACACUAGAUUUACACUGGCCAGAUGGAGCAGUUUGGAGGUAUGUUAAAAACGUUGGGUAAGGCAGGGUAGGAAUGAGAACCGGAGCUUUUUGAAAAUUUUAAAUUUUUUAAAUUUUUUUAAAAUUUUAAAACUUUUUUGUCCCGGGACUACACGGCUUCUUUUUCACUUCUAGGAGAGGGUAAAGUAGACUAAGGUAGGGUAAGGGCAAAAAAAGUACAAAAAUGUCAUCUUUAGUCAGCCAUUGCAUGGAAAGCAUUGUCAGUGCGAACUUUAAAGCGUUUCCCAACAGAACGUCACUUAGUUGAAAGUCGUUUGAUGACAGAAGAAGAAUAUGACUUGUUCACUAACUUCGAUGCUCCCCAUGGGAAAUGGUAUUUUUUAAUCAAUUUUUAAAGUAACGUAUUUUACAAAAAAAAAUUUUCAUUUGGUUUUGUUAUGUAAUAUUUUCUAUACUUCAACUUUUAUGCAAAUUUUAAUUAAAAUAUUUAAAAAAUUUUUUUUUUACUUUGAGACUGCCAAAAACAAUAUAUUAGAACAAAACCUUCUGUCAUUCCAGGUUCGUUCCCAUCAUGUGGAUGUUAAACCUGAUCAAGAAGCAAUACGCUGAAAAGAAGAUCGAUUCAAUUCAAUUCCAAAUGUUAUUAGAUCAAUUAUUCAAAUUCCGUGAUGGUUUUGCCAUGUUAUACGUGUACGACUGGGUUAAGAUACCAUUAGUAUAUACCCAAGUGGUAGCUAUCGCCACCUACGGUUACUUCUUCAUCUGUUUAUUAGGUCGUCAACCAAAGCUGGAUGUAAAGAGUAUGCAAACUGAGAUUACAAUUCUGUUCCCCAUCUUCACCACCUUCCAAAUGUUAUUCUACUUGGGAUGGCUGAAGGUUGGACAGUACUUGAUGAAUCCGUUUGGUGAAGAUGAUGAUGACUUUGGCAAGUUGGGGCUGGGGCUUAAGCUUAAACUAGGGCUAGGGCUGAUGAUAGGGCUAAAGCUAGGGCUAACCUGAAGCAAAAAAUCCUUUAUAGUCAUCUAAAAGACUCCGAUUUUAGAACUCAAUUACAUUCUGGACCGUAACACAUUGAUAGCCAAACAAAUGGCUGUCGAUUUGGCUGAUCAAAUGCCAACUGCUACUCCAAACAAGCUGAAUCCUCAACUUCCACACACUCGUGCUUCCUUCAAGAUUCAAGAUAUCAUACCUAAAGGACAUUUGGAAGACUUCAAGAUACCGCACAAGGAGAUGCAGCUGAUUGAAAUCGAAGAAUUGAGUCGAAAGUCGCAUCGCGAAAAGAAGGGCGGGGUAAAUAACCGACUCGACGCUAAUGUCACGUAAGUUUAUGACAUUUAUGAGGGUGACAAUGAAGUGAUAUGACCUAAUACAAGCUAUGUAUAUACAAUAUUUGACUUCAGUUUUAUAAGAUAGCAUUUGUAAUACUAAGUAGUACUAGUAUUUUAUAUUAUAAUUCGUAAUCAUAAAUAAUAUUUUAGAGAAGACCGUUUACCAUUGUCCGGCUACAAACAUCCCGGUGACGUAGAUGUAUGA